AUGCUUGAAUGGUACAGAAAGAAGGAUCCUAAGGCUACACUUGUGACCGGUGAAAAUGCUUCAAGGAAUAAUCAAAUGAGUAGUCCAAUGGUUCAGAAAGAUUUGGCUAGGGCUUGUGCAGAGGAGACAAUUGAGUUAAUUAAAAGUGAAAUAGGAGAUCGUUGGUUUGCGGUGCUUGUCGAUGAGGCUCAUGAUGCAUCUAUUAAGGAACAAAUGGUUGUGGUUGUGAGGUUUGUCAAUGAUAAAGGAAGUGUGAUCGAGAGGUUUCUUAGCAUUGAACAUGUUUCUGACACCACAUCAACUUCACUAAAAGAAGCAUUGGAUACUAUGCUUAGAAGAUAUGGUCUAUCUAUUUCCAAGAUUAGAGGGCAAGGAUAUGAUGGAGCUUCAAAUAUGAGAGGACAAUUUCAUGGGUUACAAAGACUGCUUGUGGUAGUUUCUGUAGCCAAGUGUUGUGGCUCAACUUUUGAUUUCUUCAAUUAUGUCACUUCAAUUGUCAAUGUUGUUAGUGCUUCUUGCAAGAGGAAAGAUCAACUCCUUCAAAGUCAUCAUGAUAAGCUUGUUGAGCAGUUAGAUAGUAGUGCUAUUUUUUCUGGGAGAAGGAAAAACCAAGAAACUAGUCUUGCUAGACCUGGUGAUACACGGUGGGUACAGAAGUUGGUUGAGCUUGCUAAGAUUUAUAAAGAUGACUUCUGUGAUUAUGACUGCAUAAAGCUUGUGGGUGACCUUCGUAUAUUCAUUGAUGAAGUCAGAAAUGAUGAUAAUUUUGACACUUGUACUGAUCUUGGUAACCUUGCUGAGAAGAUGGUUCAAACUGGAAGAGAUACAACUUUUCCUUUGGUAUAUCAUCUCAUUGAACUUGCAUUGAUUUUGCCGGUGGCAAUAGCAACAGUUGAAUGA
Messenger RNA from Setaria italica (foxtail millet), 900 nucleotides. RefSeq lists its product as uncharacterized. The transcript is spliced from 4 exons. NCBI's taxonomy places the organism in Eukaryota, Viridiplantae, Streptophyta, Magnoliopsida, Poales, Poaceae. The record is from RefSeq and is a predicted model, not a curated record. The coding region runs from base 1 to 900 and encodes 299 amino acids.